This is a messenger RNA of Dicrocoelium dendriticum, 243 nucleotides long. The record is from the annotation of a GenBank genome assembly. NCBI's taxonomy places the organism in Eukaryota, Metazoa, Platyhelminthes, Trematoda, Plagiorchiida, Dicrocoeliidae.
AUGCUACAGUCGUUUCAUCAUGGUGAAUUUAUUUUAUUGAUAGAGCAAGAUUUGGAUGUGGGACCUGCAUGGAGGGAGCCACCUGAGUUGGAAGAGGCGCAAAAAGUGAAUCAGAAGCAAGAUUUGGACGUGGCAAUUUGUCAUUUGUCACACUCGUUGUGUUUAUAUCCGACUUCGGUAUCCAAUUGCCAGGGCAACCACGUGGACGUAAAUACCGUCGCGAUUGAUUCUCUAUGCAUCUGA